AGUCAUGAAGAAGCUAGUGAGUGCAUACUUUCAAGAAGCCAAAUGGUUCCAUACCAACUACAUACCAACACUAGAAGAGUACAUGUCGCUUCAACUAAUAACAAGUGGCUAUGAAAUGUUAGCGACUACGUCACUUAUGGGAAUGGGCAAUGUGGUCACAGAACAUGCUCUUAAAUGGUCGAUCGGUGAUUGCAAGAUUGGGAAGGCUGCACAAACCAUCGGUAGGCUCAUGGAUGACAUUGUCUCUCACGAGUUUGAGCAAAAGAGGGGCCACGUAGUAUCUGCAGUGGAGUUGCUCAUAAAAUAUCGUGGUGUCUCGGAGCAGGAAGCUGUGGAGGAACUCCAGAAACGAGUCAUUGAUGCAUGGAAGGACACCAAUGAAGAGUUUCUCCGUCCAACUGCGGUCCCAAUGCCGAUUCUCACGCGAGUGCUCAAUUUAUCGCGGGUGGUUGAUGUGUUAUAUAGCGAUGGGGAUAAUUACACCCAUUCUGAAACCAAGCUCAAAGAUUAUGUGACAUCGCUCUUCGUCAAUCCCUUGCCGAUGUGAGGUUUGGACCAAACGUUGUCACACUAAUUUGGUCAUUGUAAAGCAAUAGCGUAUUAAUUAUGCCUUUGAAACCUUAUUUUUCCUGGAUGUAUGAGGUAAAAUAUCAUUAUCGGUAUGUACUUUCAGAUUGAUGUGCGUAAUAAGACCCGUAAUUAAAGGGUGCA
Messenger RNA from Eucalyptus grandis, 711 nucleotides. RefSeq names its product (-)-germacrene D synthase-like. Bases 5 to 547 code for a protein of 180 amino acids. Gene Ontology annotation, molecular function: terpene synthase activity; magnesium ion binding. The record is from RefSeq and is a predicted model, not a curated record. The transcript is spliced from 3 exons. Lineage: Eukaryota; Viridiplantae; Streptophyta; Magnoliopsida; Myrtales; Myrtaceae.